AUGGUAUCUCACGACUUCAUUUCGCGGCUCCCGCCCGCGGCAGCACUCAUGUUGCUUUCGAGUGUCUUCACCCUCACCGAUGCGUCUUUGGUCAUACCUCAGAAGACGGACAACGCUCAGGAGCACAUCGCUUUCCGCACACUAGACGUUCUCAACUGGCCUCUGGCUACACCCAUGCCAUGGCUCGGCAACCUUGGGAGGAGACAAGAUUCUGGCACCAACACCGUCUGCGGUUAUCUCGGCGGCGACCCGAACUUCCCAGCAACAUGUUCCGCCGGAUCUCAUUGUGCCAUGGAUGCCAGCGCCUCUGCUGUUGGCUGCUGCCCGAAUGGCGUUGCUUGCACAACAGGUGUUUACACUAGCUGUGUAGACAACAGCAGUCCGACUCAAACAGCCUCCGAUCCGUAUAUCUUCACAUGCCAGGGCUCGAACGUAUGCUUCAAGAACACCUUUGACGGAGGAGCCUACCAAUACGGUUGCGGUACGACGAGUGAGGGUACCAGUGUUGCCGCUACUGCUUCGGGGUUGAGCACGACGGUGUCCAUCACUCACAUCUCAGGCCUUAUCACGAAAGCGGUGACAUCGUCGAGCUCUAGCUCAUCGUCAUCGUCCUCAAGCUCCUCGAGCUCCAGAUCUUCAUCAUCAAGCUCAUCCACUUCGUCUGCCUCUUCAAGCCGUACACCAAGUGCCACCCCAUCGAGACCGGCAGGAGGCGGUGGCCCUCCGCCGCCACCUCCGCAAUCCGUACAAGACGAGAGACUCCGACGCAACGGCGCCAUCAUCGGCGGAACCAUUGCCGGCGCGGCUCUUUUCGUCGGCCUUGUUUCGUUGGCUCUCUGGAUGCGCAAGCGCAAGCGCGCAGGAAACCAGCGUCUGGGUCCUGGCCAGGGCAAGGCUCCCUCUUAUAUCAGCCCCGUAACGAACCAGAAGGACUUUGUUGCCGUUCCCGGUGGUGAAAUGUUUGAUCAGGCGGGCUACGGACACCCUUCCAUGAUGCCCGGUGCCCACGGUAAUACCACGUCCAUCACGGGAGGUAACGCUGUUAGCGGAGGCUUCGUCCCAGGCGGCGCUGUAGGUGGCGCCGUCGCGUCCGGCGCUACUCGAUCUGGGGACGACGAGGUGCCCUUGACGCAGCAUACCGAGAUGACAGAGUUCUCACGCGGCUUCAACCACGCCAUUGCUCGGGUUGACGGGGACGAGGCACGCCAGGGAAGCGCGGGCGGAAACAGCACCGCGACUGGAACGACUGAGGCGACAGGGAAUGAGUCCGGCGCCGGCGCCGGUGGGAACUCUGACGCAGCUGACGCGCCGUUGUGGCAGCAGAACCGGAGGCAGAGCCGGAAUCUGAUGUGGAUGUAA
Molecule: messenger RNA, 1359 nt
Organism: Colletotrichum karsti
Lineage: Eukaryota; Fungi; Ascomycota; Sordariomycetes; Glomerellales; Glomerellaceae
Exons: 2
Coding region: 1-1359 (452 amino acids)
Source: RefSeq, a predicted model, not a curated record